Messenger RNA from Pseudocercospora fijiensis CIRAD86, 1800 nucleotides. RefSeq lists its product as uncharacterized. Gene Ontology annotation, molecular function: hydrolase activity. The record is from RefSeq and is a predicted model, not a curated record. The transcript has 6 exons. Bases 1 to 1800 code for a protein of 599 amino acids. Lineage: Eukaryota; Fungi; Ascomycota; Dothideomycetes; Mycosphaerellales; Mycosphaerellaceae.
AUGUACCUAAAUUGUCAUAUUAUUGAAGUCUCGGAAUGCUACGAGCCGAGAUGGUUUAGACAGUUGGGAUCGAGUCGUAGGUUUUUUUCAAGCAGAUAUACCCACCAACGAGCUAUCGGCGAAAGAGGCAUAGGAGUCGGAGACAAGAGAACAGCUGCUCCUUUCAACUGUCGACCAGCGAUCAUGGACUCGCCUAUAGCUCUCCUCAAGUUCAUAGCGCCACAGAUACCAGGUCUAUCAUACGCCGCGAUGCAGCACACAUUUGGUCUCACGGAUACUUCAACCAAAUGGGAUCUGCGAACAGAGUUGACAGUCAAGGUCUUGAGAGAUAUGACGCGUAGUGGAGGAGGAAGAAAGAGAGUGACACCGAUAUCAAAGGUACAGGCCGGGACACUUCGCGACCCGGGUGUCAAGGGCAAAAUGUGGAUAGCGCCGGCUUUUUUGCCCAAGCCUCCUAGCGAGGAUGAAGCAGAUGGACACGGAAUAAGGGAUGUGGUUUUCAAGGCGAUAGACGAGAUGGCGCCAAACAAAGACACGAUCAAUUACACGAAGCCAGAAUUGGACGAUAUCAAAGUUGAAUGGACAGGGUACCGCCCAAAUGCUGGCAAGAACGAACCACUUCCCACCGACAAUGCGGAAGAGAACUACAAAAAUCUCAUGCAAGAAUCUGGCCGCACGAGCGAAACCACGAUUCUGUACUUCCAUGGCGGAGCUUACUACCUCUGCGAUCCCAUAACUCACCGAGCCCUCACAUCUCGCCUGGCCAAGGAAUCUCAUGGCCGGGUGUGCAGCGUCCGAUACCGUCUCGCACCACAAACAGCAUUCCCAGGCCAGCUCCUCGAUGCUCUCCAAUCCUACCUCUCCCUCCUCUACCCACCACCAAACUCCCUCCACGAAGCCAUCCCCGCAGAAAAAAUCGUAUUCGCAGGAGACAGCGCAGGAGGAAAUCUAGCCUUCGCCCUCCUCCAACUCCUCCUCCACUUCCACCGCUCAACCCCAACCCCCAAAAUCCGCUUCCACGGCCACGACCUCCUCGUCCCCUUACCCGCCGGCUGCUCCGCCAACUCCGGCUGGUUCGACAUCUCCCGUUCCCUCCCCUCCAUAACCUCAAACUCCAAAUACGACUACCUCCCACCCCCAAACCACGACGACGCAAUCUCCACUUUCCCCACCGACGACCACCCCGGCGUCUGGCCCUCCACCCCCCCUCGCGGCGACCUCUUCUGCGACCUCUCCCUCCUCGACCACCCUUUAGUCUCCCCCGUCCUCGCACAAAACUGGAGCGGCAGCUGUCCCCUAUGGCUCUGCACCGGUCAAGAAAUGUUAACGGACGAAGACUCCGUCGUGGCGAAGAAUGCCGCGAAGCAGAAUGUUGCCGUGCAGUUUGAACAGUAUGAAGCCAUGCCGCAUUGUUUUGCUUUGUUGUUGCCGAAUUUGGGGGUGAGUGGGAGGUUGGUGAGGAGUUGGGGGGUUUGGGCGAGGAGGGUUACGGAAGAAGAGGGGCGGCGGUUGGAGACGAAGGGGGUUUUUGUGCCGGUGAGGAAUGGGAAGGAGAUUGCGUUGGAUGUUAGGGAGAUUGAGGCGCCGACGUAUGAGGAGGUUCAAAAGGCGGUGGGGGAGGUGAAGGAGAGGAGGGUUCAGGGUUUCCUGCGUUGUGAGGAGGAAGAUAUAUACUAUGACGAGCGAAUGGAAGAUUUAGAUACCUCGUUUUUAUUUUAUUUUAUUUUUUUGUCAGGAGGUGCAUAUGGUUUUCUAAUCGCGACAAAAAUUCUGAACCUUGAAGAUCGGCCGAUUUUUUAA